This is a messenger RNA of Colletotrichum karsti, 3717 nucleotides long. Its product is annotated as MIF4G domain-containing protein. The transcript is spliced from 7 exons. Gene Ontology annotation, cellular component: exon-exon junction complex; cytoplasm. Gene Ontology annotation, molecular function: protein binding; RNA binding. The record is from RefSeq and is a predicted model, not a curated record. Gene Ontology annotation, biological process: nuclear-transcribed mRNA catabolic process, nonsense-mediated decay. NCBI's taxonomy places the organism in Eukaryota, Fungi, Ascomycota, Sordariomycetes, Glomerellales, Glomerellaceae.
CUGCCUUAUGUAGCGCCAACCCGCAUCUACACUCUCCACACCGAAAUAUUCCCACGAUCCGCCAUGGAUCGUGCAAGGAAGCGCGAACUGCGCUCCCUGAACACUCGCGCCUGGGAUGGCGAGACAGAUUUGUUCGCUGUCAGCAAGUCCCUUGACUCCUCUUUGAAGAAGAACACUGCCUUCAUCAAGCGCCUUCGAACCGCCAUCUCCGCCGCGACCCUGAACACCUUCCUGCAAGAGAUACGCGCCCUCAGUUUACACAAGUACCUCUCCGAGAUUGUCUCUGCAUGCUACGAGGGCCUUUGCAAGCUCAAGUCACCAGGCGAGAUCGAGGCCGGCGUCGAGAUUGUCAGCGCUCUGCACCAGCGUUUCGGUCCCAGCGAGUUUACCGAAUACCUAGGAUGGCUGCUUGGCAAGGGAAUGGCCACCCCCGACAAGAGCUUGCUCAAGUCACUUGCUCCAGAAGUGCGCGAGAAGGAGGAGAAGGAGCGCCUGACGCGCCAACGAGUGCUUUUGCGAGUUGUCACCGAACUCUGGCUUGUCGAUGUGCUCCGAACCCUCGACGACGUUACUCGACCCGACGAUGCUACCAAGGGCGCCACGGGCAAAGUCCCCGAGUUGAAAUUGAAGGCUCACUCAAACAAGAGCGGGGCGGCUGAGCCCUUCCCUCUCGAGGUGCUCAAAGAUUUGCUUGGCCAUGACAGAGAGCAUGUGAACCUGCCCUUGCUUGUCAUCUUUGUCAAGGCCUUUAGCUGGGAUGUCUUGGGCGUCAAGCCCACCACAGGUGAGGGCCGAAAGACGGUUGAGGAGGAUGGCGCCACCAAGAUCACCAACGGUGCUGCACAAGGCGAGGGCACCGAGGACGCUAUUGACGUCGACGACCACCCUUUUACCCCUCCCGAACUCCAGGAAAAGUUCAAGAACAUCCUCAAAAAGUACUUCGAAGAUGUCAAGAGUCACGUCCUCCGCGACCAGAAAUCGAUUCACUCUCAAGCUCGACGAAACGCCGAAGCUUACGUCAAGUCUGGCGAGGUUUUCGAAGAUCGGCAAUCAAACUUUGAAAAGCAGGUCAAGUCCCAAGAGAGACUGGUAGCCAAUGCCCAAGCCAUCGCGGACGCCAUUGGCUCUGACAUGCCCGAUCUCAAGGAUAACGAUGACACUCUCGCAGCUUCCAACGGCUCCAUCGGCUUGGUAAAGGCUGGUGAUUACCUUCGAGGUCUCGGAGAUGGUGCCGGCAUUUGGGAGGACGAAGACGAGCGUCGCUACUACGAAAACCUCGUUGAUUUGAAGGGCAAGGUCCCCGGCAUUCUCCUUGAUGAUGGAAAGAAGAAGAAGCCCGACAAUGAGGAGCAAGUUGGUAGGAAGGCCGAUCCUACGGAUGCUCCUGAAGCGCCCAAGGUUCCGGACUCAUCUGACGACCAGUCAACUGCCAUUGCCAACAAGACAAUUGGUGCUCAGGUUGACGCGGUUCUUGCUCGAUUGCCAGACCUCACCAAUAAGGACGUCAUCGAUCAAGCCGCCAUCGACUUCUGCUACCUGAACUCCAAGGCUUCCAGAAACAGGUUGAUUAAGGCCUUGACCGAAGUACCCAAGGGCCGAGGCGAUCUUCUUCCUUCAUGGGCUAGACUGGCCGCCACUCUGGGCAGAUACAUGCCAGAUAUUCCAAAGGGUCUGGUUGAAUAUCUCGACGCCGAGUUCCGCAGCCUUCAGAGACGGAAGGACAAGGACUUCCUGGGUCAAGUGCGUUUGAGCAACAUCCGAUAUCUGGCCGAGUUGACCAAGUUUGGUAUUGUGCCGGAGCACGUUGUUUUCCAUUGCCUCAAGGUCAGCCUCGAUGACUUCUCGAGGAUGAACAUUGAGAUCAUAUGCAACCUCUUGGAAAACUGCGGACGCUACCUUCUGCGCAACCCCGAGACCUCACCGCGCAUGGCAACCUUUCUGGAGACGCUCCAACGCAAAAAGUCCGUCCAGCAUAUUGGUCAGGCGGAGCGCAUGCUGAUUGAAAAUGCUGUAUAUUACGUCGAUCCGCCUGAUCGACCGGCUAUCCAGCAAAAGGAGCGAACUCCAAUGGAGCAGUUCAUUCGCAAGCUGAUCUACAUGGAUAUGACUAAGCGUAAUUACAGUAAGAUCCUGAAGCAAAUUCGCAGACUUCAUUGGGAAGAGGCCGAGGUUGUCCGCAUUCUCGAGAAGGUGUUCUCCAAGCCGGGCAAAGUCAAAUUCGGCAACAUUCAUCUUCUAGCUAUCCUUCUCAGCGCACUCUACCGAUACCACCCUGCAUUCGUCGUGAAGGCCAUUGACAAUGUAAUGGACUCCAUCGCUUUUGGACUGGAACAGAACGACUUCAAGUUUUACCAACGGCGUAUCUCCGAAGUUAAAUACAUUGGCGAGCUCUACAACUACAGAAUGGUUGAGCACCCAGUCAUUUUUGACGCCAUGUACAAGAUCAUGACCUUUGGCCAUGGAGGAGUCCCUGUGCACGGUCGGUUGAACCCCUUCGACCUUCCCGACGAUUUCUUCCGUAUCCGGUUGAUCGCAACAAUUCUCGAAACUUGCGGCAUGUACUUUGCCAAGGGUGUCGCGGGCAAAAAGUUGGAUUACUUCCUUUCUUUCUUUCAGUACUACAUCUACACCAAGCAACCUCUGCCGAUGGAUAUCGAGUUCAUCGUGCAAGAUACCUUCGCUCUCACCAGACCUCAGUGGAAGCUUGCUUCGAAUCUGGAAGAAGCCUCUAAAGCUUUCCAGCUUGCCAUCGCCCAGGAUCAGAAGGUUUCGGGAGCUGAUAAAGUAGUCGAGACUGACGACGCCUCCAUUGGAUCUUCUACGGAUGACGAAGACGGAGAUGCAGAUCUUCCCGAAGCGGAGGCGGAUGAGGAGGAGUCCGAUUCGGAAGACGAAGGCGAGGACCACGAACUCGACCUUUCCCACGGCGAUUCCGAGAGCGAAGAUGAGGCAAUUGUCGUCACUCGACAACAAGAACAAAUCGAUCCAGAGGCCGAGGCUGAAUUCGACCGUGAGUAUGCUAAGAUGAUGGCUGAGAGUCUAGAGUCGCGCAAGUUUGAGCGAAAGCCACUAUUCGACGUGCCGCUACCGGUACGGGGCAAAAGCAAGGAGACAACUUCAGGGCCCGAUUCUGGAGAAACUGCCGCUCCUGCCCCCAGUAGCACGAUGGCGUUCUCCCUAUUGACGAAGAAAGGAAACCGUCAACAGACUCGGACUGUGGAGUUGCCAUCCGACUCAACUUUCGCUGUGGCGAUGAAAAACCAGCAACAGGCUGAGAGGGAGGAGCAGCAGCGCAUCAAGAAUCUUGUCUUGAACUACGAUCUUCGGGAAAACGAGGAUCAAGACGGUAAUCACAGCGCAAAAUUACUGCAGUCAAACCCCAAUAUUCACAACUCCGGAGCAGGCCACGAAAAGCCGACCUCAUACCACCAUAAUCGAUCGGAUCGCGGCAAAGACCGCAGCGGACAGCGUGUCCGCAAGCUUCAGCUAAGUGAUGUAGACUGGUACGAAUCCUCGACCAAGCGCGGAGGCAGCUUUGCGCGGACUCGUUCUUCAUGCUCCCAGGCGAUGGCGAACGAAGAUGAACGAGAGCAGUUGAUAGCUGCUCCAGUGCAUCAUGGCAUUGUUGACAAGCGUGGCAAGCCAAUCGCAGACUACAAGUCUCGGCCAACCGCUCGCAUGGAGCAGUUCCGUAAAGUUCGACCGAAGCAGGAAUGA